AUGGGAGGGCUGGCCUUGGCGCUGGUGGCGGCCGUGCUGGCUGCGGCGUCGCCGGCCACCUUCGCUGCGGAAACCGUGGGGCCGGUCUGCACUGGGCUGGCUGAGCAGAUGGGCGUGGAGCCAUCCCUGGUCGGCGCCUUCAUUGGCAGCCUGCCGGAGCCGCCGUCUCGCUCCUUCUGCUCCUGGCUCACCCAGAACCAGACGCGGCAGCAGGCAUGCGACUUCCUGGCGCUCAUAGACUUGGGCCUGACAGAUGGCGGCAACCACGAGCCGCCACGCUGCGGCAGCCCCAGCACCACCUCUCUGGACCAGGCGAGCAGGGCUGAUGGGAAGGGCGGGGCCUUAGCCGAGCAGCAUAUGCCGGGAUCGGGGGUGCUGACUGCGCUCAGGGACGCCAGGCCGCUGCCACCCGAGUUUGAGGACGCCGCCGCGGUGUUUGCCGAGGAGGGCGCCACCUACUUUCAGCUGUUCCGCUUCUCCCGGAACGCCUAUGUCUACGCCCCCUGCUCGCCCCAGCCCAACGCCAGCCUGCCGCUGCCUCCGGGCUGGAGCCUGGAGGCCACGGGAGAUCUGGCGCAGGCCAGCGGCCCGCCUCUCCCCAUGCUGUUUGUGUUGCACAACAACCAAACCAAUCAGGUUCUGCUGGUUGUGCGGAGCACUGUGGGCAGCUACGAGUGGACGAAGAACUUCGAGUAUAACCAGGUGGGGCCCAUGCACACAGCCGACCCCGAGAUCCAGGCUAUCUUUGGCGGCAACGUGUCCUUUGGCUUCGCCUCCAUCUUCCAGGAGAUCUGGCCCGCGGCGCAGGCGGCCCUGGAUGCGCUGGUGGUGGACAGCGGCGGCCCGCCGCCUGAGGUGUGGGUGACGGGGCACUCGCUGGGCGCCGGCAUCGGCACCAUGGUGGCCUUUGCGGCGGCAGACUAUCUGGCUGCAUCCAUGGGCCCUGACGAGGCCCCCGUGGUGCAAGCGGUGCUGUUUGCGCCGCCCCAGGUGGGUGACUCCUCCUUUGUGGAUGCCUACAACCAGCUGGUGAACGGCCGGAUGGUCGAUUACGCCGACGACAUCAUCAACCAAGUGCCCUGCGACCCGCUCAUGCCCGCCUGCCCCGCCACGCCCUCCGGCAUCCUGGGCUCGGUGGGUGUCAAGGGCACGGCCACAGACCAAGGCAACGUCACAUCCUGGCCGUACGGCACAGUGGGGGGCGAGCUGGUGUUCCUCCCAGAGGACCUGCCACAGGCAAGGGAGCCACCGCCCUGUGCCGUGAGUGAUGAGCCGCCCCUGUGGAUGGCUGCCCAGCAGCGCUCUGGGAUGCAGCUGUGCAGCUGGCAGCUCUACAUGUGCUACCUGUCCUCCUUCUCUGCCAACCCCGAUGAGCGCGACCAGUACUGCUGGCUGAGCCCGCAGCCCGCCGGCACGCCAGGCUCCCAGUGCCCCAUCUUCCCCAACGCCUGGCUGACCGAGGGGGCGCCAGUGUUCGGCCCCGGCACCAGCCCCAGCGCUGCCACGGCCCCGCCGCCCGACCAGGAGGCCGCAGCCCCGCCUCCUAUUGUCGCCGCCACCAGUGCUGCCGCACCUGGCGCUGCGCCGCUGACUGCCCUGUCCGCGCUCGUCUUCAUGUUGGCGGUGCUGCUGCUUGGCUGA
This is a messenger RNA of Chlorella variabilis, 1641 nucleotides long. RefSeq names its product expressed protein. The coding region runs from base 1 to 1641 and encodes 546 amino acids. The transcript is spliced from 12 exons. Gene Ontology annotation, molecular function: glycerophospholipase activity. The record is from RefSeq and is a predicted model, not a curated record. Gene Ontology annotation, biological process: lipid metabolic process. NCBI's taxonomy places the organism in Eukaryota, Viridiplantae, Chlorophyta, Trebouxiophyceae, Chlorellales, Chlorellaceae.